CUCACCGCACCAUCUUCAAAGUCCAAACACCUUCCCGACACAGGCAUUAUCGCCGCCGUCGACACAGCCACCGCCGCCGUCCACAGCCUCCGCCCAGCCGUUGCACUCCGUCGCCUCACGCCCUCUCCUCAAGCCCAGCCGCGGCUGCACUCCGUCGCUGCUCUCCACUAGCCGCCGCGUCGCCACUGCUCCUCGCCGCCGGACGCAACUGCCGCACCUCCCCCCACUCCUCGCCGCUGCUGCUCGUCGGGGCCGUCUCAGCGUUUGGUUAUAUAGGUCAAGUGGAUUGUGAUAGUAUAUUGUAUUCAAGUUCAAAAAGUUCUUUGACAUCCAUUAGUGGAGGUGGUGUUUCAUCAUUUAUUGAAUUUCAACCAAAAGUGAAGAGUGGUUUUGUGAGGUCUGAGAAAUACACAAAGGGGAAGGCUGAGAAGAAGGAUUACUAUGAGCGUGAUAUAGUCUGGGCAAAAUGUGGAAAGAAGUGCCCUGCUUGGCCUGCCAUUGUUAUUGAUCCACUAUGGCAAGCACCUGAAUCUGUUCUUAGAGCUUGUGUUGCUGAUGCAAUUUGUGUGAUGUUCUAUGGGUACUCCAGAAAUUGACAAAGGCCUUUCAAGCAGGGCUAUGGAAAACAAUAAACAAACUGCAAUGCCUGAAAAGGUUGAAGUUGUCUGCAUGGGUGUUUGAAGGAAUUUAUUACCCAAAUCUUCAUUUAGUUCAGUGCAAGUGUGCUUCUUGCGGGACAAGGAAACAAACACUUAAUGAAUGGGAACGACAUACAGGAUCCAGGGCAAAGAAAUGGAAGCUUAGUGUCAAAGUGAAGGGUUCAAUGAUAACUCUCGAAAAAUGGAUUAGGGAUCAUAGUGUUGCUGCUGUGAAGUUAGAUCAUCAGCAGUUGUUUGCUUUUCUGCAAGCAAAGUUCAGAGAAAGACUAGAGCCUAAUAAGGAUAAGAUCCCAGCACAUAUCAUUCAAGUUAUUGAAGAACUGACCAAACUCCAACUACUUGAAGCGAGUUCUAGUGAAUUUAACGUGACACGUAACUAUUUAGAUUGGUUGACUGCUUUGCCAUGGGGCACUUACAGCAAUGAGAACUUUGAUGUGUUAGGAGCACAGAAAAUACUUGAUGAAGACCAUUAUGGACUAAGUGAUGUUAAAGAGAGAAUACUGGAGUUCAUUGCUGUGGGAAAACUUAGAGGAACUUCACAAGGUUGGUAACUUUUUAUCUCAUUACUACAUGACUAUGACAAUGUUGCAAGAUCCUCUAUUCAUCUCCUUGAACAGUUAAUACAUAACUACAAAAAAUGUGUGUAAAUAAUGCAUCAGAUAAACAGAGACUGGUGCAACAUAAGUGGAUUAAAUUUUGUCCAGAGCAACUCAUAUUAGUUCAAAGAGAUUUUACUGAUAUUA
This is a messenger RNA of Ipomoea triloba (trilobed morning glory), 1402 nucleotides long. RefSeq names its product lon protease homolog 1, mitochondrial. NCBI's taxonomy places the organism in Eukaryota, Viridiplantae, Streptophyta, Magnoliopsida, Solanales, Convolvulaceae. The record is from RefSeq and is a predicted model, not a curated record. Gene Ontology annotation, cellular component: mitochondrial matrix. Gene Ontology annotation, molecular function: single-stranded DNA binding; ATP binding; serine-type endopeptidase activity. The transcript has 7 exons. Gene Ontology annotation, biological process: protein catabolic process; chaperone-mediated protein complex assembly; mitochondrion organization. Bases 824 to 1210 code for a protein of 128 amino acids.